Messenger RNA from Dictyostelium discoideum AX4, 309 nucleotides. RefSeq lists its product as hypothetical. The coding region runs from base 1 to 309 and encodes 102 amino acids. Lineage: Eukaryota; Evosea; Eumycetozoa; Dictyosteliales; Dictyosteliaceae. The record is from RefSeq and is a predicted model, not a curated record. The transcript is spliced from 3 exons.
AUGUGGGAUGUUUUACCAUUUUUAUUAAUUACUCUCCCAACCUCAAAGCCAUUGGGAAAUAAAAAAAGAACUUCUUUUAAAAAUAGUAAUAGAAAUUCCAUUAAAAGAGAAGGUAUGGUAGGAAAAGACGGUGGUAAAAAGAAACCUUUAAAAGCAGCCAAAAAAGAUGCUAAAGAAUAUGAUGAAGAAGAUAUUGCAUUCCAAAAUAAACAAAAAGAAGAAGCUAAGGCAUUAAAAGCAAUGGCUGAUAAAGCAAAGGGAGGUGGUCCAUUAGGUGGAAGUGGAAUUAAAAAAUCAGGAAAAAAAUAA